Indicator indicator is the source of this 1215-nucleotide messenger RNA. It is a transcript of the gene TMEFF2, whose product is annotated as transmembrane protein with EGF like and two follistatin like domains 2. Bases 1 to 1215 code for a protein of 404 amino acids. The record is from RefSeq and is a predicted model, not a curated record. NCBI's taxonomy places the organism in Eukaryota, Metazoa, Chordata, Aves, Piciformes, Indicatoridae. Gene Ontology annotation, molecular function: protein binding. The transcript has 11 exons.
AUGGUGCCCUGGGAGCCUUCCCCGCCCCGGCAGUGCGGCGGCUGGACGCUCUGCGACUGCUGCUGCUGGCUGCUGCUGCCCGCCGUGCUGCUCGUCCUCGCCCGCCCCGACAAGCUGGCGGCCUUCCCUACCUCCUUAAGCGACUGCCAGACGCCCACCGGCUGGAACUGCUCCGGUUACGAUGACAGAGAAAAUGAUCUCUUUCUCUGCGACACCAAUACCUGUAAAUUCGAUGGGGAGUGUUUAAGAAUUGGAGACAGUGUGACUUGUGUCUGUCAGUUCAAGUGUAACAAUGACUACGUGCCCGUGUGUGGCUCCAAUGGUGACACUUACCAGAACGAAUGCUACUUGAAACAGGCUGCCUGCAAACAGCAGAGUGAGAUCCUCCUCGUGUCUGAAGGAUCGUGUGCCACUGAUGCUGGCUCAGGAUCUGGGGAUGGAGUCAAUGAAGGCUCAGGUGAAACCAGUCAAAAAGAGACAUCGACCUGUGACAUUUGCCAGUUUGGGGCGGAGUGCGACGAAGACGCAGAGGAUGUUUGGUGCGUGUGCAACAUUGACUGUUCUCAAACCAACUUCAAUCCUCUUUGUGCUUCCGAUGGGAAAUCUUAUGAUAAUGCAUGUCAAAUCAAAGAGGCAUCAUGCCAGAAACAGGAGAAAAUUGAAGUCAUGUCUUUGGGUCGAUGUCAAGAUAAUACCACAACAACUACAAAAUCUGAAGAUGGGCAUUAUGCAAGAACAGAUUAUGCAGAGAAUGCAAAUAAACUGGAAGAAAGUGCAAGAGGGAUCUACAUCCCUUGUCCAGAGCAUUACAAUGGCUUCUGCAUGCACGGCAAGUGUGAGCACUCCACUAACAUGCUGGAACCGUCUUGCAGAUGUGAUGCUGGCUACACUGGACAACACUGUGAAAAAAAGGACUACAGCGUUCUGUACGUGGUUCCAGGCCCAGUGCGAUUUCAGUAUGUCUUAAUAGCAGCUGUGAUUGGAACCAUCCAGAUUGCCAUCAUCUGCGUCGUAGUCCUCUGCAUUACAAGGAAAUGUCCCAGAAGCAACAGAAUCCACAGACAGAAGCAAAACACAGGGCACUACAGUUCAGACAACACGACGAGAGCAUCGACAAGUUCUAGUGGCAAUUUUGAGUCUACUGAACUCAGUAGUAGGGUUUUGAGUUGGUCCAAGAUCAGCGACAAUUAUGGAUGUGGGAAAGGUGAAGAAUAA